GUUUAUGUCGGUAACCAAAUUGAUUCUUAUUUUUCUUGUAGAAGUAAUUCAGAACCAGAAGAAUUAAAUCUUCCUGAAGAUGAUCACGCCUUUAAAAGCCAAUACUUUAACUCUUCCAAUCACAUCAAAAUAUUAACACACGGUUGGUUAUCGAGUGGAAAAACAGGAUGGCUCCUGAAAAUAAAAGAUGCGUUCAUAAGAACACACGAUUUCAACGUCAUUAUCGUAGACUGGAGUGAAUUAGCAAAGAACCCAGCUUAUCCAUGGUCAGCUUUUAGUACCAGAUAUGUUGGCAAGAAAACAGCAAAAAUGAUAGAUGCAAUAGCAAGCGCAUAUCAAAUAGAUGGCAAAUAUAUGCACCUGAUAGGGCACAGUUUAGGGUCUCACGUUAUGGGAUACUCAUCACUGUUUUCACAUCAAAGAAUUCACAGAAUUACAGGUAGUCUGGACCCCGCACGCCCUCUCUUUGAACUGCCGUUAAUGAAUAAAAAUUGUCGUUUGGACAAAAGUGAUGCAGAAUUUGUUGACAUAAUUCACUCGUGCGCCGGACUCUAUGGGUAUAAGAGAAGUCAUGGGCACGCCGAUUUUUACCCCAACAACGGCAAAGCCAAACAACCAGGUUGUGACGGACUGCAGCAGGUUAUAGGUAGUGAUCAUAUUUAUUUGAAAUACAUGCUCAGCGCAAAUAAUUCUGCGCUUCGUUACUAUUCAUGAUGUCCUCUUGUCUAUUGUUGUUUCCACUUACAACGGCAUAUCAUAUACAUCUAUGUUUAAAUUUUUAUACUCUUGCAGAAGGCUGC
Trichoplusia ni (cabbage looper) is the source of this 800-nucleotide messenger RNA. RefSeq names its product endothelial lipase-like. The annotation marks the transcript as partial. Gene Ontology annotation, molecular function: lipase activity. NCBI's taxonomy places the organism in Eukaryota, Metazoa, Arthropoda, Insecta, Lepidoptera, Noctuidae. The transcript has 2 exons. The record is from RefSeq and is a predicted model, not a curated record.